AUGCAACACCAAGCUUCCAGAUCCAUAAAACAUCCCGGUGAUAAAGGAGAGAAAAAUAUUUUGUUCAGUUUGGUUUUCCGGAAACUGCACUUCAAAUUUUGCUGUACUAUAGAGCUCAGAAGGACCCGCUGCGCCCUCAUUUGCCUGCCUGAUUCCACGGUGGUUGUGCUGAUGGCGACGCUUUUACGUUGCUCCCUUGGUGUUGGAACCGCUCUCUUUUGCAGCCCCGUUUCCCGAGUUCUGUUCAAGUUACAUGUGUGUAAACUCCGUGGCACGCUGGGUGCAGUGCCCACGUUGCUGCUGCGUAAGACUCUGUAUUUGGAUGCCAAUCCACAGGCCUGA
Molecule: messenger RNA, 342 nt
Organism: Rangifer tarandus platyrhynchus (Svalbard reindeer)
Lineage: Eukaryota; Metazoa; Chordata; Mammalia; Artiodactyla; Cervidae
Source: the annotation of a GenBank genome assembly